GCAUGGGUCACGUGUUUUUGGCGGGACGAAUCAAGCACCGAUACAGCGUUCCGAAGCAACGGGCUCUGCUGUUCACGUGUUUUUCGCGCAUCACAGCGGACUGAAGUCGUGUUUUCUCCUGUAGCGUGUGUCCCCGAAAUCCUCCUGAGUGCAACAAGAGGCUUUCCGAAGGUAGCUGUUGUACAGACAAUGGCCAUGUGCAAUGUCAAGAAAAUUUCAUGGAAACUACAAGACGUGGUGGCCCACCCAAGCAACGUGUCUUCACUGGUGUUGGGAAAAUCAUCAAGUCGCUUGCUGGCAACAGGAGGGGAGGACUGCAAUGUCAACAUCUGGGCUGUUAACAAACCAAACUGCAUUAUGAAAUUGACGGGUCACUCAAGCCCCGUAGAAUGUGUCCAGUUCAGUAACUCGGAGGAGCAGGUGGUCGCUGGCUCGAAAUCAGGAUCUUUGCGGGUCUGGGACCUGGAAACUGCAAAAAUAUUUCGGACACUGACGGGUCACAAGGCGAAUAUUUGCAGUGUAGACUUUCACCCGUUUGGAGAAUACUUGGCCUCUGGUUCUAUGGACACUAACAUUAAGUUAUGGGAUGUGAGAAGAAAAGGGUGUGUGUUCAGAUAUAAGGGUCAUACUCAAGCAGUGCGCUGUCUGGCAUUUAGCCCUGAUGGAAAGUGGCUCGCUUCAGCCAGUGACGAUCGCACAGUCAAGCUGUGGGAUUUAACAGCUGGAAAGAUGAUCACCGAAUUCACAGCACACACUUCAGCGGUCUCCGUCAUCCAGUUCCACCCUAAUGAGUACCUUCUGGCUUCAGGAAGUGCUGACAGGACCAUAAAGUUAUGGGAUCUGGAGAAAUUCAAAAUGGUUGGCUCAUCAGAAGGUGAAACAUCAGGAAGGUGUGUGUUGUUCAGUCCUGAUGGUAGCUGUUUAUUCAGCGGCUCAGAUGACACAUUGCGUGUGUAUGGCUGGGAGCCAGACUGCUGUUUUGAUGUGGUGCAUGUAGGCUGGGGCAAAGUUGUUGACAUUGCAAUUUGUAACAGUCAAAUGAUCGGGGCGUCCUGCAGCCAGAUGAGCGUGAGCUUGUAUGUCGUGGAUCUGGACCAAGUGAAGAGAUCAGGAGCUGCACAAGAACAGAUUCCGGGCGGAAAGCCGACUACUGCACCUAUUCCAAUAGGUGUAACACUGCGGCGGAACUAUGAGCGACCCACCACGUCCUGCAGCAGGCAGAAAAUAAAGCAGAAUGCUGACAGGGGUGCUGCAGGGGACAGGCGUAGCCCUAGCAGCGAGGAUGAACGUAAAGAGGAGAGUAAAGCAGAAAUCACAAAUCCAGAUGAUUAUAUAGAGAUCUUUCAGCCUCGCAAAGCCAUCUCUCGAACACCUCCCAGAAGGAGUGAACCCCUCCCUUCACCACUUGUGGAUGAAAGCAUCCAGGUGAACCCCUCUGCAGCCAAAAAUGCUACAUCGCCUGAACAACCGAAGGUCCCAGACGUUUCCUCCACAGUAGUGAUCACAGCCGAACCUCAACCUGUUUCCGUAGUAACAACAUCAGUCUCAAGGCAUGUCAUCACAACAUCCAAAGACAAACCCAGUCUAGCCGUUAGUCCGUCCACACACGCUCAGCCACUCAGCCUUAUUAUUGGGGACAUUUUACAGCCUGGACGUGGCAGAGAGAGCAGUGUCGCAGCAGACGAAGAGGCACUGGUUCAGAUCAGAAAAGGGCAUGGCACUAUGUUGGUGAUGUUGACUAGCAGACACAAGAACCUUGACACGGUACGGUCUUUCUGGGCUGGAGGUGACAUCAAGAUAUCACUUGAUUCCGCAAUGUCCAUGAACGAUAUGUCCAUUGUGGUGGACAUCCUGAAUAUGAUCAACCUCAAACCGUCACUUUGGAAACUAGACACGUGUAUGUGCAUCUUACCCCAACUUGAGGAGCUGCUACAGAGUAAAUAUGAAAGUUAUGUGCAGACCGGAUGCAUGUCUUUAAAGUUAAUUCUGAAGCGUUUUUGGCCAAUAAUCUCAGACUCACUGACAGCGCCCCCUUCUGUCGGAGUGGAUAUUACACGAGAGGAAAGGCUUCAGAAGUGUAAGACAUGCUAUAAGCAGCUGAAGAACCUCAGCAAUGUAGUGAAGAACCGUGCAGAGCAAGUUGGACGAUAUGGCAGUACUUUUAAAGAACUGCAGCUGCUUAUGGCUCCUCUGGACUUUUAAAACUGAAGCACUUUCCUUAUAGCUUCAGAACACACGCGCACACACGCACGCACACACACACACACACACACACACACACACACACACACACACACACACACACACACACACACACUGGUCUCAGUAAGCUCUUACUUGGCAAAGCACUUACUGUGGUGUAACUGAGAAGGAAGUCCAGAAUAUGGGCUGCUGAGCUGCAUGAAAAGACACUUUAUAAUAAAUAUUCAUUUAUAAAACUGAUUGUGUUUAAUAAAUGAAUCUCUUUCCAUA
Silurus meridionalis is the source of this 2472-nucleotide messenger RNA. RefSeq names its product katanin p80 (WD repeat containing) subunit B 1 (gene katnb1). The record is from RefSeq and is a predicted model, not a curated record. Gene Ontology annotation, cellular component: katanin complex. The coding region runs from base 190 to 2202 and encodes 670 amino acids. The transcript is spliced from 20 exons. Gene Ontology annotation, biological process: microtubule severing; microtubule depolymerization. Gene Ontology annotation, molecular function: microtubule binding. Lineage: Eukaryota; Metazoa; Chordata; Actinopteri; Siluriformes; Siluridae.